This is a messenger RNA of Rotaria socialis, 663 nucleotides long. NCBI's taxonomy places the organism in Eukaryota, Metazoa, Rotifera, Eurotatoria, Philodinida, Philodinidae. The record is from the annotation of a GenBank genome assembly.
AUGCGAAGGCUACCACCUUUACGGGGAUUCGAAAAUAUGCCACUCGUGUCUCUCGAAGAGGCUACACAGCCUCUAUUAUCUCAAAUUCCCGAAAUUGAACAUAUGGUAUUUAUCAUCCAAGAAAAUCGUAUUCAACCAAAUAAUGGUUUAACUAUUGAUGAGUCUUCUUCCAUUGCAUUGUACUCAAUGGAAUGGUCGCCGCGAAAAGACUCAUUCUAUAUCGUAUUACAUGGUACACUGCGCAAUGCAAAUCGAGAAGCGUUGCUACCAUGUUGGCACAGCUUUUUAAAACUUUUUCUAACGGCUCUUUCAAAGCUUCCACCGACUGGUCGUCGAACGAUCUAUCGAGGAGUCAGAACAGUUGGAGUUCUUGGAAAUGGCGCCUUCUUCGGAAAGAGUGAAUCACGAACUUUAUUUGCUAUCGAAUGCGACACAGGCGAAGAUAUUCGUCAAAAUUCGUUCUAUCAAAAUGAAGAUGACAUACUUCUUCUACGUGGUCGAGAAUUUGAAAUUAUGUCAUCGAUGGGCAUGGAUAAUAAACUUACCAUGGUUCAACUCAAAGAAGUCAUGCCUCGAUUUUCAAACAAGCUUCUAUUACAUCCUCGAGUUCUCCAGCAGUCAUCUCGAAAGCUACUACCCCUCCCAAAGGAACAACAACCGUAG